GUAAUGGGUAUCCAAUGGCUGCAGUUGUAACAUCUAGAGAAAUUGCUGCUCUUCUGGGUGAACGAAUUAAAGAGUACCAGUGUACAAGAAUGAUGGACGCAGUGGGAUGUGCUGUACUUAACGUUUUGAAGCAGGAGCAUCUAAUGGAAUCUGCUACUGAGGUUGGAACAGUCCUUAAAAAUGAACUGAUGAAACUUCAAAUAAAACAUGAACAUAUUGGUAAUGUGAGAGGUAAAGGUCUCAUAUUUGGAAUAGAGAUAGUGUGGAGCAAGCAGAGCAAAACACCUGCACGAGAGCUAGCUGAUCAGAUUGUAUAUAG
Messenger RNA from Cherax quadricarinatus, 319 nucleotides. The record is from RefSeq and is a predicted model, not a curated record. NCBI's taxonomy places the organism in Eukaryota, Metazoa, Arthropoda, Malacostraca, Decapoda, Parastacidae.